AUGUCGACACACAAAGUCUCCGCCGUCACCAUCGACGAGUACGAAUUCCCCACGGGCGGCCACGCAAGAGGUUACCUGCUAUCCAUCGCCCUGAUGAUACUGUCCGCCCGCCGCAGAUUCAUCGAGCCAGGCUCCAUUCUUCACGAUCAACUCAUAGCCAGGAGCGCCACCGCCAGCAAAUACGCCAAGCGCACCCAAGACGUCCUCUUCUACUUCCUCUAUGGUGCGCAUAGUAUCGAGGCCAUCCACUUCGCCCUGACGAAGCUGAGAAAGCACAACGUCAAGGCUUUCAGCCUGCCCUGGUUCCAGUGGAUCAUCGCUGUGUUUGUGGGAGGAGUCAACGCCAAGAAGCAUUUCGACGCCGUUGUGGAGAAGAAGGAACUCAAGACUAUCAAGGAGAUCUAG
This is a messenger RNA of Fonsecaea monophora, 405 nucleotides long. RefSeq lists its product as hypothetical. Lineage: Eukaryota; Fungi; Ascomycota; Eurotiomycetes; Chaetothyriales; Herpotrichiellaceae. The record is from RefSeq and is a predicted model, not a curated record. Bases 1 to 405 code for a protein of 134 amino acids. The transcript has a single exon.